Messenger RNA from Pelobates fuscus (common spadefoot toad), 2359 nucleotides. RefSeq names its product lysophospholipid acyltransferase 2-like. Gene Ontology annotation, biological process: lipid modification. The transcript has 13 exons. Gene Ontology annotation, cellular component: membrane. The record is from RefSeq and is a predicted model, not a curated record. NCBI's taxonomy places the organism in Eukaryota, Metazoa, Chordata, Amphibia, Anura, Pelobatidae. Gene Ontology annotation, molecular function: acyltransferase activity. The coding region runs from base 148 to 1551 and encodes 467 amino acids.
UCACAAGGACUUGCAGAACAUCUCCGACACUUUCCUCACAGUGUUUUACGGGUGUGGUGUGUGGGCCAGAGUUUCCUCAGGUAGAUUGUCAGUUGAAUCUCAGUCUGUACGAGUGUCAGACUCACUAACAAGAAAGAGGGGACAGAUAUGGGGUACACAGAAAGAAAUGAGGGUGAGCCUUUGGAAUCUGUGAGCCACAUGGUGACUAAUCUACCUACAGAACAGCGUAUCUUCCUCACUGGGCAGUUGUUAUCCCUGCUGUUUGCCUUCCUGUUUCGCUGGUAUGUGUCUCCGUCGACAUGUGGUCCAAACCUCAGACACGGUGUUGCCUUUCUGCUGGGCAUAUGUCUAUCCCUCUACUGCUUUGGCUGGCUUGCCUUAUUUCUGAUAGGCGAGGUGGUCCUUGGGUAUCUCUUACUUCUCAUUGCUGACCCAAGAAGAGUGCAUGUGUUCACGUUGCUGAUGAGCAUGACAUAUCUAACAGUUUUCCACAUCAGAAGAUAUUUAUACCCAACAGAUGAAGAGCUGGACUUCACUGUGCCUUUGAUGAUGUUGACACAGAGAAUCAGCAAAGUGGCCUUUGAAUUUCACGAUGGCACUGUUCGGACCGACCAAGUGCUUAGCCCUUCACAGAAACGUCUUUCUAUACAGUCUCUACCACCUUUACUUACAUACCUCAGCUAUACCCUUGGGUUUCUGGGCCUGUUGGCUGGUCCCGUCUGUUCAUUCAAUGAUUACCAGAUAUUCAUUCAUGGUAAUGAAAAAUGGAAGAACCCAGGGGUGGCAGUCUGCAGAAAACUGAUGCUUUGUUCACUCCUUCUUGUUGCUCACCUAACACUCUCAGAUCGGUUCCUGUUGUUUAAUGAUCCACAACGCUCUGUGAUUGGCACCUUUUUCUACCUCUAUGUUGCUGGGGCCUCAAGAAGACCCAAAUACUAUUUUGCCUGGACCAUGGCAGAUGCCAUAAACAACGCUGCUGGCUUUGGAUUUAAUGGGAUAUCUGAGGACGGGACAGAGAGAUGGGAUUUGCUGUCCAACCUGGAUAUAGUAAAAAUUGAGACAGCUACAAGUUUCAAGGUGUUCAUUGACAACUGGAACAUACAAACAGCGAUUUGGCUAAAAGAGGUUUGCUAUGACCGGAUCCCAUUUAGCCCGCUGUUUGCCACAUUCAUACUGUCGGCAUUCUGGCAUGGUGUACAUCCUGGAUACUACCUCACUUUCUGCACUGCUAUUCCAGUUUCAUUAGCUGCUCGCAGGAUGAGGAGUACUAUACGACCGCUGUUCCAAGGCACAGCGAUGAACAGAGCUGUAUAUGAUGUGCUAACCUGGCUAUGUACGCAGAUAACAAUGAGUUACACUGUGGCACCCUUUCUUUUGCUUGAACUUGGGCAGUCACUGGAGCUGUACAGAUCUCUUGGUUUCUGUCUACACAUUCUCCCUGUUUUGGUGCUUCUAAUAUUACCUAAAAAUAGGAAACCACAUAUUGCAGACAAGAGCGUCAACAAGACAGUUUGUGACCGAAACUACAACCAUAUGAAGAAGCAAUCCUGAAACAAAUAAGGAUCUUGCAUUGUUUAUGAUGCAGAUAUGUAAACUGUCUUUUGUACUGCUUUCUACUGAUCCUUAUCACCAUUGAAACAUCACUCUGUACCAACCAUGGUCAAGCCUCAGUCCACAGUAUGUCACCAAACAUUACAGACCUAAAAAAACUUAAAGGUCUCAAUCAGACCUAGGGACAAGAAGUAAGAAACGUCAAAGAAAGAAGAUGUAUCUAUCGCCAACCAGACAAUGAUGCUUUUACUGGUGAAAGAUGUAUAUAACAAUUAUUCAGCUAAUAAUUGUUUAGAUAUUUAUUUUUAACAAUAAUCACAAUAUCACAUAUUUUUAUACUUUACUGUUGGUUUGUAGGUUUUUUUGUUCCUUUUUUAAGUACGGUAAGCCUGGAGCUUAUCAUGGACAGAUCGUCCACUAGCCAAAUUAAACCAAUUUCCAGAGAAACUGACUGAAUGCCUGUCUUUACAAAAUAUAUAUAUUUAAAGGAAUGUCCAUCUCUUGACAUUUUUUUAACCAGUAAGCAAGCAUUUUAAAACAAAUAUACAAACUAAAAUAAAGCAAGAAAACCUGAAAGUACGGUAUGUUAUAAAUGUUUGCAAAGGUACUAUAAACUUGGUCAAAUUGCACUGUUGGGCAUGCCGGUCAGCUAUAUAAGUUUCAGGGCUGGAUUUACUUGUCAGGUAGGCACUAACUUUUAAGGUCCCCCUGCUACCCAACCCAAAAAAGGCAUAUAAAUCAAUAUAAUGAAUGUAUUAACUGGACAUUGCAGGCCUAAAAGCCAUCUAAAAACAUAUUCAUAUUUGAC